AUGAUCAUGUCUUCAUCUAGCAAGCCCAACCCUCUCUCGGCCUUCCUGUCAGAAUCGCCCGCAGGUCGUCGUUCGGCUAACGGUGCAGUUCCAGUCCGCCUUCCUUCCAAGCCUGCGCUCCUCGCUUCGGCGAGUAUGCUCCAGUCGCCUCCAUCCGCAGCCAAAGAUGCAAUCAAGCAGCUCAGCUAUCUCGCAUCGGAUUCUUCGACCACAUUGCCCGUGCAACGUGCGCUCCAGCCGGUGGAUGUCAACCUUUCCAAAUCCGCCAGGCAUCGUGCCUUGCCCACAAAGCGCCCGUCGUCGCCGAAAAAGGUGCGUUCAACGUCGAACACCGGUGUCGGCGCCCGCUCCAAAUCGCCCAAGCUCGCCACCCAGACUCCGUCCUCGGCACCGCUCAUCUUCAAGGGCGACAGGAUCAGCGUCAAGAUUCCGCAAAAGCUACCGGCUCCACGUCUGACGCCCCACUCGUCGCCGUACGAGGACCUGGUGGCGCAUCUCGCGCGUCACAACCUCUUCAUCGAGUCGCAACAGGUGGAGCAGUACUCGAUCGCGCCCGACUUUCUGCUGCAGCAGUACCUCGAACUCGCGCACCUCGGCAAGUGCAGCCUCUACCACCAGACGCGCAACUUUCUCUUCGCCAACCGCGAAACGAUCACCGCGCACGUCGUGCCUGGCCAGACGCUGCCUUCGAGCGUGCCGCUCGAUGUGACGCCGCUGGUGACCGAGCUGCAGGUGCCGCCGACGCAUCUGUUGGCGGUGCAUUCGGACCGCGAGGCUGCCACGCUAUAUGCGGUGCACGGCGUCGUGCUUGCGCUCCAGUGCGUCUCGAUCCCCUUCCUCCCCGCCUCCAAGGACUCGCAGGACGGCGCCAAAGUCGUCAAGCACAUGCCCGUGCUUGCACUCAGGAUGCCCGCGCCUCAGCACUUUGAGACGACGCUGCGCUGGCUCUACUCGCAGUCGGCCACGUCGCUGCUGCAGGAGCUGCUUCCGCUCAAGCACAUCCUCGCCGUGCUGGCCAAGCGACGUCCGUGCGGCUCUGCUGCUGAGGGCAAGGACGUUGAGGCGUCGGCGGCGGCGCUGUCGACGGCGGACCUUGUGCAGGCCAUGUCGUCGCUACCCAUGCGCACGUUUCUCGAGCACCUCCAGACCAUCCAGGCGGUGUGGAAGAACGGCGUCGCGCUCGGCAUCGUCGCGUGGAACUUUUGGGCGCAGCUCGACAAUGCCUGGAACCUGCUCGUCGUCGCCAUGGUCGCAUCCAAGCGCAAAAACGCGCGCAAGUCCUUGGCUGCCGCCUCGGAACUCACCGCCCAACUCGAAUCCACCCGUCUCGAUUAA
Moesziomyces antarcticus is the source of this 1335-nucleotide messenger RNA. RefSeq lists its product as uncharacterized. Lineage: Eukaryota; Fungi; Basidiomycota; Ustilaginomycetes; Ustilaginales; Ustilaginaceae. Bases 1 to 1335 code for a protein of 444 amino acids. The record is from RefSeq and is a predicted model, not a curated record. The transcript has a single exon.